AUUUAACAGUAUCUUGAUCUGAUCCCUCGUGCGUAUUGCAGGAUCUGUAAGGCCUGCCUACGCCCGAGAUUUGCCGCCACAAGGUUACAUCCAAACAUCAGCCACAUUCUAGAGAAUUCCUAACAAUGUUAGCACGACACUAUCACACCCUGCUACCUAUCUCAUUACCCUUCAUCGUCGCCAAACAAAACGGCAUCGGUCCAUGACUGGCAUCUUGUACCUAUAAUAUCGCUAUUAGUUCGAUCGUGUUAAGGCUAACAUGCCUUCUGGCAAGAGUCGCUUGAAGGAGUUCAAGGAGAUAGCUAAAAGACUGGUUGCCAGACCCCGCACCCCUGCCGCUCAGACUCCUGGUCAAUCAGCUGAACCGUCUGGAGCAAUCGGGCAACUACGAGAACCGUUAAUCGACAACGACCCAUCGAUCGAAGACCCGGUAUUGGGUACAGGAGCCCACCCAACGAUUAGCGACACCGAGCCUGAAAUAGACGUUAAAGUGACGAACGGUGUUGGCGAUGACAGGAGUCCAAUAUGGUGCCGAUCGAUGCAGCGCUUUGCUAAAGAGCGUCCCGAUCUCUACGAAAUAAUGAAAGACCGUAUUGCGCUAUUCGGGAAAUUACAAUCUAUCGACGACUGGGAGACUUGGUUAAACAAUUGUAGGAACUUCCCAGACCACAAACGGUUUCGUCAGGUCAAAGCGUACCUUCCGUCAUUCAAGGCAGUAAGAAGUAUUGCGACGACUCUAAGCAAUCUAGAUCCACACGGAAUCGCGCGUUUGAUCAUCCCUGGAGUCUUUCUUGCCGUCGAGCUCUGCCUUGAAACAGUCAACCCGGAGACCCGCGAUCAAGCCAUGAGCAUGAUGUUAAAAGUGAAAGUACUCAUUGACAAGUGGAUCGAUGGUGAAGCUGAUCUAGAAGGGCUAAGCAGACAAUUCUCUAAAGGCGAUCAGAACUUGGAGAAGAUAAGGGAGAUAGAAAAAAAGCUCGGCUACUUGUAUUUUGAUUGUCUUCGGCUGAUUUCAGAAAUUUAUAAGUGCGGGAUGACUAGAUGUGGUCGUGCUGGAGCAACACUCGUCUCUGGCUCUUUGGAGUGGAAUUUAGCGUAUCAAAACCUGGAUCGUACGAACACACAAUGCAGCGAUUGGAAGAAUCAAGCAGAGUUAGCAGUAAAGAGAAAUGAUGCCAACAAGGCAAUUCUCGAUGAAAUCAGGGAUCGAAGCAAGGAUCUCGAACCUGAACACCAAUUCAUAAAAGAAAAAGUAGGGAUUCAUGCUAGUUCAUCGACAGCUGGCGACUGGUUUCUGAAAACAAAAGAAUUCAAUUCGUGGUUAGGCGCAAUCAGCCACGGGGAGGCAACAAACCGGGCUUUCUGGCUCAAGGGAUCAAUGGGAACAGGGAAGACGACAUUGAUGUGCCGGAUCCUCUCGCACUUCGAGGAGCGACCGAUUUCCGGUGUCAAAUUUGUGCCUUAUUACUGCUACGCUAGCGGAAUCAGCCAGGAAUCGACCGGCCCUACCCACGAGACCAUUAUUCGAGCCCUGUGCCGUCGUUUAGCGUGGAAUAGUGAUGGUAGCGUGGCCGAUCCCGCCAAAGAUCUCUUCCAAAACAGAAAUCAUGUAGAUACAUCCUUUACUGUACUUUCGACUUGGGAGCCGCUCCUUAAAACUCUGAUUGCGUCCAGUAAAGUCAAAAUCGUAUUGGUUCUUGACGCGCUUGACGAAUGCAAGGAGUGCGAUACCUUCCUGAGGUUCAUAGAGGGUCUAUCAAUGCCACCAAACGGCCCCUAUUUUAUUAUAUCAUCACGUCCUCACGUCGAAGUUAAGAAGUAUUCGAAGGACGCCAUCGAAUUUAACCCUGUCAAUCCAGAUGCGGACCAAGACAUGAAAGACUUCAUCAGAGAGCAGAUAGAGUCAAAAAACAACAGCACUUGGGGAAACAGUAUAUUCUUUGGCUCCGGCGGCAGCGUGUACCGCAACCGGUUGGAAGAAGCAUUACAUAAAACCGCUGAUGGAAUGUUUCGCUGGGUAGAGAUUUGGCUAGGAAUAUUCUUCCCAGUUAACCAGAAGCCCAUACGACAGCCAGGAUAUGCUCAGAAAUUAUUAGCCGAACUAGAAAACCCCAAGACACUAACCGAAUUGGCUAAACGCCAAGGUAUUGAUAAUAACAACCUUGCCGAUACCUCAAAAUAUCGCCUAGGAGAAGCAUACAGGACCCUUUGGAACAUCGCCGGGGGCGAGCAAUACGGGGACCUUCAGACCAGCGUCUUUCAAAUUGUGCUUGGCGCCUUUCGUGCCCUAACUCCGAGUGAACUUCUGGAGGCUGUCUGUCUCGCCAAUCCCGAUGCUUCCUUUGAGCUCGACGAACUCAAAGGUGUCUACUGCAAUUUUCUUAAAGUGAAUAAUAGCGGCGGUCUAGACUUUGAACACCUCUCAGCUAGGAUAUUCGUGUCCGAGCUGAAGAAGGAAGGCUCUGUUGAUCUAAUGUUUUGUGAGCGCGAAUGUCGCCACAUGCUAACAGAUAUUGUCAUAAAGGCUAUCGAAAAACAUAAGCAUCCUAUAUGGAGUUGUCACCAAAUCGAUCUAAUCGAUUGGGGCUCAUGUGCGAGGGGAAUGUUACGAUCGAAAUACGUGGAAGAUCCCGUCAAAGUCGGAUGGCGUCGCAUGGUAGCCACCGGGCUUGAUUCCGCGCACUUUGGUCAAUAUGUUCUUGACAUGUGGACCUUACACUGCAGUAUUGGCCAAAUUCAAGGUCCAUCAAUGGAAAGAUUCAUCAGCCUUUGCCAAAACGCAGAGCCUAGCCUGGAAGGCUUAUUACUCACUACAACGUGUCGCGAGACGAAAUCAUGGUUCCGAAGAGCGAAUUUCGUAGACAACGCAGUACUUCCAUUAUUUCGCCAAGACGGCAGAGAAAAUACGGUCUUUAGCCCCUUUCUCUUGAUGAUAUCCCUCGGUUUAUCCCCCUUCAUGCGAGGCCCUGAGUCUGUACCAACUCUUUUACCGGGUUUUGACAUCGAUGAUAUUACAAUUUCCAACUACAAGGGUCUUACAGCAUUACAUAUUGCCUGCCAAGCAAAACAUACCAAGAUCAUAAAGGACCUUCUUGAGCUUAUGUGGGCUAUGUGGGCUCAAACUAUAAAAGGCUUCUGUGCUCACAUUCUAGAGCUAAGAGACCACAAGGGGAAACACCCCAUGCAUUACGCAUGCACUGACGAUCUCGUCAAGCUUUUCUUGGAGUAUGAGUUUAAAGGAAAGCCGAAUCAAACCCUCGAGAAUGGCCGCCUCGUCAGCAGCUUUCUUUAUAGCAAAGAUAAGCGAAACACUAAUAUCAUUGCUGACGUGGUUGAAGGUUGCAGCGAUGAUUUCUUAGAGCGGAUGUUCGCACGAUACACACCAGGGCGAAUUCGUUCGUUAGACCGAGGACUUUGGCCGGCAUUUCGACUUCGUAAAGAGAAGACUAUUCAUUCUCUUCAGAAACAGGGUGCAGAUGUGGAAUAUGCAAUGUUAGAACUUUCCAUGGAGCGUUAUAUCGAAGUCGAAAACUUGCCGUCAUUGGAAUAUAUGUAUGACAAGCUAGCCGAAUACGAUUUCUGGCCACUGUUUCGGCAGUUUGCACUUUCAUUGGCAGCAGGGCAAGGCAGUAUCCCCGUCGCCCAACUUCUUCUGAACAGGGGUGCAAUAAUUGACGCCUGCGGAGACGUAUAUGACACUGCCCUCACAGAAGCAGCAGCUUUUGGCCGAAUCGACAUGGUAACGUUUCUACUUGAUCAAGGAGCGGAGAUUAACGCCAUUGGAUGCGAUCUCGGGAACGUGCUUGCUGUAGCAGCAUACCAGGGUUAUUAUAAGAUGGUACAGGUUCUUCUUGAUCGUCAAGCAGAUAUUAACGCGACCGGAGGCAGGUAUGGAAACGCGCUUGCGGCAGCAGUAGUUAGUGAUGAAACUCGGAUAGCAGAGCUUCUUCUUGAUCGUGGAGCAGAUAUCAAUGCUAACAGUGGAAAACUUGGAAGGCCGUUAGGGGCGUGUUUGAAAGGCUUAACAGGGUUCCACGGGGCAGAAAUGAUGAAAUUACUUCUAUCUAAGGGCGCAGAUAUCGAUUAUCUGAAAGAAGAAGAUCAAGAGGAAGUUAGAUACAUACUAUACCAGCAACCUCUCUAACACAAUACAGACUAGCCGACUGGUAGUUUUGGCAACUCAGGUAUGACAACGUUCCGAGGGAUGUUGUCGGCAUGUUCAGGGUAUUUUCAAAGAUACCAGCAGGCCACGACCAGAGGGGCGCGAGUAGUAUCGCUAUAAGUUCAAGUGAGGCAGACGGAGAUGAGGAAUCAUAUAUAUUUUCAUAUGCUCAUCACAGAAAGCGACCAUACAGAACCGAUCAGGCACCUCCCCGUUAAAUGGUACAAAUUCACACCCCAAGUGAGUGAUCCAGUCUGCGACAAAGACUAGCUCGAGAAGCGCGAAGGCAUUAUCUACAUGACUGUCACACGGUCAAGUCUGCCAAGACUCCAGGGCCGAACAUAACCGAUACUACCCCU
Molecule: messenger RNA, 4521 nt
Organism: Xylaria bambusicola
Lineage: Eukaryota; Fungi; Ascomycota; Sordariomycetes; Xylariales; Xylariaceae
Exons: 8
Coding region: 260-4144 (1294 amino acids)
Biological process (GO): innate immune response
Cellular component (GO): cytoplasm
Molecular function (GO): protein binding
Source: RefSeq, a predicted model, not a curated record